AUGCUAACAAAUGUUGGUCAGCGAUACAGGGCUUGGCUCGGGCACGACAAGACAGGUCAGGUGUCCAGAGCCGGACUGAUGCGAGAGAAGAGCAGUGUGGAGGAUGCCCACCAAUGGCUGCGGCUUACCACCACUUGGCUUCUUGAGGGGGGAGGCAAGUGUGUUCAGAUCACAACACGGUUCGGGCUUGCGGCUGACUGGGGCAUGGAGAAGUUGGUGAACCAUAAAUUUGGCACGGCUUCCCAGGGGCUGGCUCAUUAUGACUACAUACAUGGAUGCCACUACUAA
Clonostachys rhizophaga is the source of this 288-nucleotide messenger RNA. The record is from the annotation of a GenBank genome assembly. NCBI's taxonomy places the organism in Eukaryota, Fungi, Ascomycota, Sordariomycetes, Hypocreales, Bionectriaceae.